This is a messenger RNA of Pelobates fuscus (common spadefoot toad), 2206 nucleotides long. It is a transcript of the gene LRRC31, whose product is annotated as leucine rich repeat containing 31. NCBI's taxonomy places the organism in Eukaryota, Metazoa, Chordata, Amphibia, Anura, Pelobatidae. Gene Ontology annotation, molecular function: protein binding. Bases 277 to 2001 code for a protein of 574 amino acids. The record is from RefSeq and is a predicted model, not a curated record. The transcript has 10 exons.
GAAUUCACAUUUAGCUGAGCUCUGCCUGGCUCUUAUGUCACGCAUGUUUGUAGGAAUGCUAUCUGCUGCUUUGGCCACAAGAUCACAAACUUGUAAUAGGAUCUUACCAGCCCCUGAUCUGCAACAUUUCAAGAGAUCCAGCAUGGAAUAUUAAUAUUUAUGUAUCACUAACCCAGAUGGAUCAUCUACAGAAACAGCAGCCCAGGAAGUACCGAUUGUGGAAGUAAGAUACUGCUGGGGUCCUAGGACUAACCAGCACCUUGGAGAGGAGAUCACAUGGCAAGCAAAGGAAAGCAAGAGUCUGAAAAGGUAAAAGAGGGGGAACACAAAAGAUCUGCCUUUGAUCUGUUUUUUAACCCAUUGCAAAGAAAGAAAAAUGAUAAACCUGAGCAGACGAAAAAUAAUAUUUUCCAAGUAAACAGAUUCUUCAGAGGAUUUGACAGAAACACUUCAAAAACCGACAAGGAAAAUGAGCCACCAGAAGAGGGUGCACCAUCGGUUGAUCCCACGCCUGACAAUGUGAAUGGGAAUCCUGAUGCAGAAACAGAACCUGAUCCAAAGUUAUCCGACUGGUGGAAAGUCGAGCAGUUUAUGCAGAAAUUCGGAAAAAAAGCGGAACGCAAGUCAAUCAGCAUUAACAACUGUGACCUGACACAAACUGACAUGAAAGAACUCAGCUUACUGAUCUCUUUUCUUCCUGAUGCGGAAGAAAUUGACCUUUCUUGGAAUGAUUUGAUUGGUGGAUCAAUACAUUUACUGACCUCCCAAUUCCAACAUGUCAGCAAUCUGAAAAUACUGAGUUUAAGUAACUGCAGUCUUACAGAGAAGGACUUCACUGCCUUAGGUGAGUCCUUUAACUUGAUUCCUCAUUUAGAAAGUUUGGAUUUAUCGUGGAACAGUAACCUAGGAUGCAAUCUGUUCAGAAUCUCUCAACAUGUACCAGGUCAAUCCGGUAUAAGGACCUUGAACCUAACAGAAUGUAACCUCAAAUUAGCCGAUGGAGACUCUCUAGCACAGGCUGUAAGCAAGAUGCCCAAACUGGAAGUGUUGGACCUUUCUGCAAAUUCCGAGUUUGGAGUUUAUGUCAACACAUUUAUAGAUGAUCUGAAGAGAUGCUCUUAUCUGAGGGAAUUGAAACUUCAUGGCACUGGAUUACAGCAGGACAGCAUGCAAUGUUUAAGUUCUGCAUUUCAAUACUGGCCAUAUCUGCGGAAGCUGGACCUGUCCUGUAAUAAGAAAGCGGGGGGAGGAUUCCAAGAAGCGACUGCUGGGCUAACGUCUUUCAAACACCUGGACCUCUUGGAUAUUCACCAGUGUUGCCUUUCCAGAGACGAUGUUGUGGCCCUGACCCAGGUCAUACCCUUGCUCUCCGAUCUCAAAGUUCUGAAUAUAUCAUCGAAUAAAAUGAUUGGUCAGUCUCCUGAACAUCUUUUCAGCCGACUUCGCUUUUUGCCAAAACUCAGGUCUGUGAUAGCCAGCAAUUGUGCCUUAACCAAAGAAUCUUUUGCCGCACUAGCUGAAGCAUCUCGUUAUCUGUUGGAUCUUGAAAUCUUGGAUCUUUCCUGGAAUAAAUGUGUAGGCGGUAACCUCCAAUUGAUGUCAGGUUCUCUGAAAUAUACAACUGCUCUGCACAGCCUCAUCCUUAGUAGCUGUAACCUGGUGACCCAUGACCUGGCUGUUUUAGCAUCCACAUUACAAGAUGGACAUCUACAGAGAUUGCUUCAACUGGAUCUUGCAUACAAUGACACGAUUCCCGAUGAGGGAUGGGGUCUCCUUUUUGAGAGUAUAGGUGCUCUAAAGAACAUUACUGAAUUGGAUAUUAGUCUACGUCCUGCUUCCAGACGUAACUGUGGUCCUUGGUUCAUUCAUUUCUUGUCAAGCUUAUUGAAAUUACCUAAACUCAAAGAAGUGGGAAUGCAGCGAUGGGUGCUCUCCCCAGCAGAACAGCAGCAACUGGACCGUGUUUGUAAAGACAACCUCAUUCAUGUUAAUUUCGACUGACCCGACACAUUUUAAAAAAACAUUCCUUAAAGAGACAGUGACAAUUGAAAAUGAGAAAGCAUUGGAAGCAUUCAGAUAUAAUGCACUCCUGUCUCUAUAGAGGUCCACAAAUAUAGUUAGAAAUAUACUAUUGUUAAUAAAGUUUUUAAUGUCCAUGAAUGUCUAUUCAAGAAAGUUGACUAUGUAUGUGAAGCAAUAAUGCAUU